UUCAGCUUUUGUCUGCAGUUUAAUUGAUACAUUUGUUAACAUUUAUACCCCAUCUAACCUUGCAUCAGGCGAUGUUGUCCCUUCUCUACCUACCUUCUCUCAUCUUCAACAUCGUAUACAACUACCUCAACCCUCCACAAGAUGAAGAACAACCCAAAAAGCAGAGUAACUGGUCUAAAUAUUCCUCACCUGAACCCAGUCCGCUUCCAGAGAGGGUAAAACCCGGCCUGGAGCCGAGAAUAGAGAAGAUAACGCCCGACCUGGAGCCGAGAAUAGAGAAGAUAACGCCCGACCUGGAGCCGAGAAUAGAGAAGAUAACACCCGACCUGGAACCGAGAAUAGAGAAGAUAACGUCCGACCUGGAACUGAAUUCAGAGGAGAUAAAACCCGACCUGAAACCGGAAAAAAGUGACGAGGCAAUUCUUAGAGCAGAGUUUAUUGAAGUUGAACAAGAGAUUUCAACAGCUGUCGAAGCCAAGUCUCCUGAUAUCAUCAAUAUCACGAAACAAGAUGAAUCACCUCAGCUAUUGUCUGAAGAUGUUCCCUCCUCACCACCAGUAGAAGAUGAAUUACCUUCAGCACCAGUGGCAGUAGAAGAUGAAGUAUCUCAGCUAUUGUAUUUAGAUACCUCAGCUGAGAAGGAGGAGCAGCUCAGCUCAGCACUUCUAGAUUCCACCUACACUCUGGACCCUCAAGAUGAAUCAUAUAUUCCCAGCACUGUCUUCACAACCAAAGCCAAAGUUAUAAUAGCUCUAUCUGAAAGUGAUUCAGAUGAUGAUGUUGUAAACGAGUUUCUCGCUGAUGUUGUUUCAGUUGAACCCUCGACUGCCAAACAAGACAUCCCUACCAGUGAUUUUACAGCAGUUGAUGCAUUUUCUCUCCCUUCCAACCCUACUGAAUACCAACCACAAUACAACAAGGAAAAUAAUCAUGUGAUAAUCGAAGACGAUGUUGAUGAAGAUUUUCCUUCACCAAAUAUCUCUGUUCCCUUCAUAACUCCGAAUUCAUUUGCCAAUGUCUCCCUACCACCUCCCACAACAAGAAGUUCCGACGGUAGAAGUUCUAGUAGUCCUGAUACUGAGCUGCCCAGCUAUAAUGGAGGCUUGGAGCACCUUGAUAGAUCAGCCACCAACACAACUGAUGGUCAUCCCUCGGAAUCACCAACAUUUGGAGAGCAAGAUGUGCCUGGCAAGGCAGUUUCUUUUGAGGAGGAGGGUGUUGUUGGCAAGUCUUCAGUGUCUUCUGGUAACGGAGCUGCUGCAGUGAAUGGAGGUGGUGAUGAUGGUGAUAUGUGGGGUGAUGAACCUGUGGAGCCUACCUCUCUCACAUCUCAGAAGCAUGGUGAUAUCAAGAAGUAUGUUCCUAAAGAGAAACAGAAGAGGGUGCGGUCUGAUCCCGAGUGGGUCCAGUACAUGGAGAAAUGUAUGCUCGCAGGAUCAAGAGGGAAGGUCCUGAACUCGUUCCGGCAGUGUUACAGAGAAGCAUUUGAUACGUACAGACUGAGUUGUGACUUGUUGAUUACAUUUGGUAUCACACACGCUAGUGGGAGGACAGUGUUCCAGCGGGCUGCACUUGAUGAACUCCGGCUCUGGAAACUAGAUACUGUUGCUCCCAGACCGAGCAUAUCGAACCAGCUGAAAGCACUAGAUGUUAGCUAUCUGUGCAACGCCUCCCUCUUCCCAACAAUACGUGAUAUAUUUGAGCUAGAGACAGUGCCUCCCCACGAGGGAGUCAUGUUUGUGCAGGAUAAACUGGAUCACAAGAAGACAAAGUAUCUGAAACACAUGGCGCUCGUUAUCACUGAACUCAAACUUCAGGAGUAUUUUGACACAGCUGAGAUGUUGUUACCACUACUUGGGAUGGAUAAACUGAUGACUAUUGAGGCUUACUUGUGCAAUAAAACUCUUUCCGCUACUUUCGUAAGGGCACUGGACGACCUUCUGGAACCCUCAGAUGAGAACAUGUCAGCUCUAUUGGAACGUCUACACACAGAGUUUGAUUACCAGAUAAAAACCGCUCAAUUCAAGUUCACCUCCGAGCAGAUCUCCACACUUAUCAAGCGCAUGUUGAAGUUGUACGAACUUGACGGCACCGCCGCCCCCAACUUAUCACUCAGCAAAACAAUCAGUAAUCUGAAGUCGAUACUGUAUUGUAGAUACCGUAAAGGUGCCAUGGAGGACUGGACUAACACAUUGGUUACAACAGUGAGAGAUAGCGACGUGUUGCAACACGCCCUUUUCAAAGAACUUGUCCAUUACCGGGAUUUAGAGUACGCAGCGGUACUCUAUCAACAUGUUCAACCUAAACUCAACAUCUUACCUGAGGAACUCCAGCAGUACAUUGCCUCUACAAACCUGCCGUCUGUGAGUAAAGAGAAGGAAGUGAUAAGUGAGAAUACAGACCACAAGGAGGAGAUGCAGGCCUCACAACCGGAUACCACUACAACUAAGAUUGUGAUAAGAGAAGGAAUUCUGCCAACAGACCCAGUUGUUUCCAAUGGUUAUGUUGGGCUACCUCCCAACGUUUCUAUAUUCGAUGUUGACUCCCCCACUUCCCUGCGAGUAUGUAAAGACGUACUGUCAAGUGCUGGCGUUAUAGGAUUUGACAGCGAAUGGCAAGCCCUACUAGACCCCACCAAACCAUCCCCAGUAGCCCUGGUCCAGCUGUCCACUCACAACACAGCUUUCUUGUUGGAUAUCUCACGUAUCCUGGAGUUUUGUAGCGAUGAUCUUCUAACUGAGUUUGUGGAGGAUGUCUUCACUGAAGAGGUUGUUCUGGUGGGUUACUCUCUCCAUCAGGAUUUCACAAAACUGUCAGAAACCUGUCAAGUUAUGGGCACUAAAAUCAGGUCCCACAAGAAUGUUGUUGAUUUAGCGAUAGCUCACAAACAUCACACUAGAGCGGAGCGUAUCAGACGCUCUCAUGAGAUACGGGAGCUGGUGAGGGAAGGUAAACCUCUCCCUCGAUCAGAUAGUGUCAGUAGAACCACUGGAUUGGCUCGUCUCUGUGAAAUGAUGUUUUCCUAUCCUUUGGACAAAACUUAUCAAAUUUCUGAUUGGACCCGACGUCCUCUAUUUCCGGACCAACGAAUUUACGCAGCACUGGAUGCAUUCAUCCUCCUCCCUCUAUACUACAAACUUACCCAAAUAUUCCAUCCUACACCCCUGCUGGACCUCACAGUUAACGUUAGUGAGAUCCCUGAGGAAUGUAAAGUUGUGGCAUCCUACAUGCCAGCCUCCUCGCAACCAACACCCUCAUACAUGCUGCGUGUUAUAGUGGACGUUCCCUGUCAGGGCCUGGGUAAGAAACUCCGACAUCUUGGGGUGGACUGUGUUAUUCUAGAGGACACACAGAGUAUUGAUGAUGCUGCUAAGAUUUCUCUUGCUGAAGGCAGGGUUAUUCUGUCACGUGAUGGGAAUUGUGAUAAGCUGGUUAAGCUAACUGAUCCUGGUAGAGUUUAUAAGGUCCUGGGAAAGAAUGCCACCACUCAACUUGCUGAAGUCAGGAAACACUUCAACUUAGUGGUUGAGGAAGAUGAUCUGUUCUCGCGCUGCGCAAUCUGCAACUGUCCUUACUUCCUGACAAUGGAACCUGAACAAGCUAAAGCACUGAAAGCAGCACAGGCAACCUGCAACUCUAGCACGGUAGAGCAAAUGUAUGAUGUGUACGAUAGGAGAAAGAAUUUUGUGGAAACCAUUUCUGUGACGUCUGAUGGCAUGACACAGUAUGGGGUGAAGUUGCAGUUGCAUAAGGUGAAGAUCAGCAAAUUUGCUGAGACUAAGACUUUUUGGGGAUGUUAUGAUUGCGGGAAGAUGUACUGGGAAGGAUGCCAUCUCCAGAAUUUCAAGGAAAAACAUAAUUUGUGAAAAAAUAAAACAGGAUAUUUAUAACUUAUUAUUUGCAUGUAUAGUGUUCUUUGGGUGAUCUGGUUACUCUUUAUUUGAACUAAUUUAUUUUUUCGUUGCUAGCAACAGGAUAGUUGAUCAUUUACAUUCGGUCCAAUCAUUUGCAUGUUUGGUGUUUUAUGGGUGUUCACUGUUCACUGUUCAGGUUAUCAUUAUUGUAAGAUUUUAUUUAAAAUAUUUUAUUUAAGAUUGCUUUAUUUAAAACAUUUAAUUGUUUGUCGUAGCUUUUGUACACUAAAUAGUUGCAUUAUAUAUUUCUAAAUAUUUUUGUUUCAUUAGUUUUUACUAAAAUGUCUAAGAGACGGGAUAUUUAUUAGUUAACAUUCACUCCAAUUAUUUGCUUAUACUACGGUUUUAUCUGGUUGCGAUUGUAUAUUUUAUUUGAAACAUUUGGUUUUUCAUAGCUUUUAUAAUCCAAAUAUUUCCACUUUUUUCCA
Molecule: messenger RNA, 4342 nt
Organism: Bolinopsis microptera
Lineage: Eukaryota; Metazoa; Ctenophora; Tentaculata; Lobata; Bolinopsidae
Product: exonuclease mut-7 homolog
Exons: 6
Coding region: 72-3866 (1264 amino acids)
Biological process (GO): nucleobase-containing compound metabolic process
Molecular function (GO): 3'-5' exonuclease activity; nucleic acid binding
Source: RefSeq, a predicted model, not a curated record